Messenger RNA from Vombatus ursinus (common wombat), 2677 nucleotides. RefSeq names its product death domain containing 1 (gene DTHD1). NCBI's taxonomy places the organism in Eukaryota, Metazoa, Chordata, Mammalia, Diprotodontia, Vombatidae. The transcript has 10 exons. Gene Ontology annotation, biological process: signal transduction. Gene Ontology annotation, molecular function: protein binding. The coding region runs from base 80 to 2668 and encodes 862 amino acids. The record is from RefSeq and is a predicted model, not a curated record.
GCAAAACCAAUCAGUAAAUGAGACCCUUUUGUGCAGUGACCAUAAAGAUAAGGAUGGCAUAGGGACAUGGGUAUCUACAAUGAUCCUGCUAUGUCAAGAGCUUAGUGGGGCUCUCUGCCAACAUUUGGAACAUGUUAUAGGGACACUACAAGUCACUUGCCAGCAGCUGCAUGUUCUUGACAAACAGAAACCUUGCAUUUGGAGACAAGAAAUUAAUGAUCUCAUAGUCUGCCUCAAGAAAAUAAAUGAAUAUUUGAGGAACACUGUCAUACAUCUUCAGAAAGAGGAAAAAGACAUAGUUAAUUUAUAUGCCAUGAACCAUGAGUAUAUUCCCCUUUACACACACACUACCAUCCAAAAUACCUUUGGUGGAACAAACAUUUCUGAAAAAGGGAAAAUGGAUUAUGUGGAAACAUUCCCUGAUUCCAUCCAACCAUUUCCUCAAAUUUCUCCCCCUAAGGAAGGAGAAAGUCAUUGCAUGAGCCAAAUCCAGAUACAAGAAAACAAGGAACUGAUGAUUUCUGCAUUUGUGGAGAAAGAAAAUAUCUCAUCAUUGAAUGGAAAUGUCACGAAGCAAGAAAUGGAGUUAGAUGAAACAUCCUCAGAAAAUGUGGCAAAUAAGGAUUGUAAACAAAUAGAAGGCACUCUUGUAGAGAAAAAUGAUGCAAAGAGGGAAGAGAUUAAUGCUAUAAUAUCUAGUAAAGAACUUCCAGAAAGAGAAUUUCGAAGUAAUAUGGAGAGUAUGAAUGAAGGGAAGACAGUGUCUCUGAUGAAUGAUAUUGACAAUAGAUUCGGGGGAAAUGUUCUCACAAAUGAUUCAGAGAAUCUAAACCAAACAAAUCAUGUUCUGGAAAAGGAAUAUCUUGUUACUCCAAUUGAUGAGACCAGCCCCAAAGUAGCUUGUUAUAUUACAGCACCAUCACCUAUUCUACAAAACCUGACCUGCCAGAUAACAAAUAGUAUUAGUUCUUUGAUAGUUAAGGAUUCUGAAGAAUUGGUCAGCAAUGUCAUCACUGUUGAGUACUCAGACCAGGAGAAGAGAAUUCCAUUUCCAAUAAGCAUUGCAAUCCCAUUUAGUGCAUGCUACCGGGGAAAUUACAGGGACAUCAUGGUGAAAGUGUCUGACAGAGACCUUCAAUCAAGUUAUAUAACCCCAAGUUCACUGGAAGGAACUCGAGGAAGUCAUAAGGGAACCUGGGCUAAAGUAAAGGUUUAUAAAGUCGGCAUUUUUUCUGUGGUAUCUUGCCUGAAGAAAGAAUCCUUCAUGGUUCCAAAGAAAGGCCUUUCCCUAAAGCUCAGCAUGGACCCCAGGAUCUCCUUAAGUUACCCCUUGGGAGUUUUCGGCUCUUCAGUACUCGUACAGUUAAAGGUCCAGCCAAUUGAUCCUUCACUAGUGUCAACAUUAAAAAUGAAACAAGAUCUUUAUUUUUCAGUAGUAUCAACUAGCCCUUUAAUUCAUAUCCAACACCCAGCAACACAUCCUUUUCAUAAACCAGUCACUGUCAUCUUGCCCUGUUCUCCAAAUACAGAAAGAAAAACUGAUGGUACUGAGACAGACCAUAAAAGGGCAACUAGUGCUAUUUCUAGAAAGAUCACCUCUUCCUACCCUAUCCGGGCCAAGAGUGCUUCUAUAAGAAAACCUGGGGACAAUGUCAGUGAGUCCUUGAAGCUACUGGGUUUCAGAAGCAGAGAGGGAAGUUGGUUUGUCCUCGAUGAUAUUGUUGUGAGAAACAUGCAGAGUGGAAUUGUAUCAUUUGAAUUGCAUGAACAUUUAGACAGAUUUCUUGUGCUUCGCCUUUCUUCCACCAUGGACAAUUCCCAUCUAGUCUUUUUCACAAAGUGUCUAGAGGAAGCUACCUUCAGUACCAUGGCCUGCAUAGUACUAUAUCGGAAUAAAGAAAACCCUCAUAAAGCAGUUGUUUCACUAGUGCCUUCUAAAGAUUUGAGCCAGGAGCUUCAGAGCCUGCAUAAGAGAGGGUUUAGAGGGCCUCCAGAGCCAUCUCAGUUUUUCCAAAUGAGAGAAGGAGAACAGAUUAUUUUAAGGUUUAAUGGCAACAUUUUUGCUUCAAGUAAUGGGAAGGACUAUGGAAAAGACUACAAGCUUAUUUUUCACUUGCAAAGAAAGCCCAGCCUGGAACUCCAGCUCAAGGAGGUGGAUGAAUUUGGCAACUACAGUUCCCCUCAUUAUAAGGGUACAGUUGCAGUUUACAAAGUACCCAAAGAAAAAAUAGCCAAGAACUUGAAGCAACCACUUAUACUUAAUGACUUUUGGCAUCAACUGCCUACUUGCAAAUUACCAUUGAAUUUGCCUAAGCAUGAAAAAUUAAUCAACCAUCCACAGAGCACUAAACGAAUGUCUACAGAUCCUUCAGAAGCCCUUUGGGAAAACUUGUUUUACUGGUUGGCUGAGGAACUGUCCGAAGAAAAUGCGGCAUCUCUUGCUGCAUCCCUCCCUCUGCGGCGGAGUACCAUUCAACUUGUCAAACUGAAGAAUCCUGAUAACCUAACUGAGCAGAUCUACGAAUUUCUUUCCUUCUGGAAGAAAACCCUCCCAACAUCAGUUGAUAAACGACGGCUUCUAUCUCGUCAUCUCCGAAAGACUGGGAGGAGUGAUCUUUCGGAAGAGCUCAAAUAUAAGUGGGAGAAUAAGGUCUUUACAGAGCUUUAGCUGGGGUCA